This is a messenger RNA of Perca flavescens (yellow perch), 1980 nucleotides long. RefSeq lists its product as uncharacterized. NCBI's taxonomy places the organism in Eukaryota, Metazoa, Chordata, Actinopteri, Perciformes, Percidae. Gene Ontology annotation, molecular function: transmembrane signaling receptor activity. Gene Ontology annotation, cellular component: plasma membrane. The transcript has 18 exons. Bases 33 to 1958 code for a protein of 641 amino acids. The record is from RefSeq and is a predicted model, not a curated record.
GUAGUUUUGUGUGAUUUUGCUCACUUACCGACAUGGCUGUUCAUCUCAGAGUUCUUCUCAUCCUCACUGGAUUCACAGGAAUUUACAGCAUAACUACAGUCAGUGAAGUGUCAGUUAAGGCUGGAAGUUCAAUCUCUAUCCCAUGUCUCUACGACUUACAAUAUAUGAACCAUGUGAAAUACUUGUGUGAAGGAUAUUAUUGGAGCUCCUGCUCCUAUAUAGUCAAAACAAACCAACAAAAUUCAGGAAGAUUUUCAAUCUCUGACGACAACACCCGAAGAAUCUUCACAGUGACUAUAAAAGAUCUGGCAGAUGAGGAUACUGAUUAUUGGUGUGCUGUGGAGAUUAAUGGAGGGCCAGAUGUCAAAGAGUAUUUUCACCUGUCUGUCACCACCAGAGAUACAGCAGAUCUCUAUGUGGAUCAUCAGGAGGUUACAAGUUUGAAUGGAGAUAAUAUAAGCAUCAAUUGUUCCUAUAUUAACACUGGAGAAACAAAGUGGUGCAGGCUGGGCAGAUCCUGUAUGACGCGGUGGUCUGGAUCAAUAGAUGGAACAAAUGUGACCAUCAGUGAAGGGGCCCCCAGUGUUUUUACUGUGACUAUGAGUGGACUGACGACAGAGAGCAGCGGCUGGUAUUGGUGUGCCAAAGGAGACUUACAGAUGCCAGUGCAUGUAACUGUUACAGAGAGACCUACCACUAUAAGUACUACCCCAAUUGGAACAACAAGACGUUUAACCACCUUAUCAGCCACUCCUAAUCACAUCCUUGGAGACGGACGGCAGAGUGCUUAUACUCACCUAAAGAGCCUCAUCAUCAGUCUGAGUUUGCUGAUCUCCACUAUAAUGGUGGCCUUGUUGAUCUGGUUUAUAUUGAGAAGACACAAACAGACCAAAGCAGAAUCGUCAGCCACAACAACGGCUGAAGAGGAAGUAACAUACAGUAUUGUUAAACACAAGACAAAAACUUCAAGCCAGGCUGAAGAGGAGGAAACAUACUGUAAUGUUGGGAACAUGAGAAAAACAUCACCCCAGGUUGAAGCAGAGGAUAAGGAUGUUACAUACAGCACAUUGGCUCAGCACCCCCAAAAAAUCCGAAGAAUCUUCACUGUGACUAUAAAAGAUCUGACACAUGAGAACGCUGGUUAUUAUUGGUGUGCUGUGGAGAUUAAUAAAGGGGACGAUGUCAAUAAGUAUAUUUACCUGUCUGUCACCAGAGGUAUACCCAGUCUCUAUGUGAAGUAUCAGAAGUUAACAGGAUUUAAUGGAGAUAAUAUAAGCAUCAGUUGUUCCUAUACUAACACUGGAGAAACAAAGUGGUGCAGGCUUGGCAGCUCCUGUGUGACGAAGUUGUCUGGAUCAAUAGAGGGAACAAAUGUGACCAUCAGUGAAGGGGCCCCCAGUGUUUUUACUGUGACUAUGAGUGGACUGAGGACAGAGAGCAGCGGCUGGUAUUGGUGUGCCAAUGGAGACUUACAGAUGCCAGUGCAUGUAACUGUUACAGAGAGACUUACGACUACCACCCUUGCAACAACAAGCCAUUUAACCACCUUAUCACCCACUCCUGAGCCUGUCAGUUUUUCCGUUGAUCUAAAGUACUUCAUCAUCCCUUUGAGUUUGCUGAUCUUCAUUGUAAUGGUGACCUUGCUCAUCUGGUUUAUGGUGAAAAGUCACAAACAGACCAGAGCAGAUACAUCCGCUACAACAACGGCUAAAGAGGAAGUGACGUACAGUACUGUGAAGAAAAAGAAAAAAACUCCAGACCAGGCUGAAGAGGAAGUAACACACAGCAAUGUUAGGCACAUGGGAAAAACUUCAGACAAGAGGUCAGAUGCUAAGAGUGAUGUGGAUGUGACGUACAGCUCUGUGGUUAUUGUACGACAACAAACUCCAAAAAGGGUUGAAGCAAAAGAUGAGGAUGUAACACAUAGCAGAUUGGCUCAGCAUCAGCAAAACAUAUAAAUGCUACCCCUACAUCUUAUCC